Crotalus tigris (Tiger rattlesnake) is the source of this 1754-nucleotide messenger RNA. RefSeq lists its product as uncharacterized. The record is from RefSeq and is a predicted model, not a curated record. The coding region runs from base 105 to 1238 and encodes 377 amino acids. The transcript has 2 exons. NCBI's taxonomy places the organism in Eukaryota, Metazoa, Chordata, Lepidosauria, Squamata, Viperidae.
GCUUAUUGUGACACAAGGCAGCCAGUGGGUCUAGGCAACAAGAAGUCAGUCAGACCUGGGAGGACCUGGAGAAAUGAUCAGGGGGAGGAAGGAAGCUAAGGGUUAUGGAGCAGGAAGAAGGAAUCCAAGUGGUUUCAGACCAAGAGACAAAUGCUGCAGUGAAGAGUAGGGAGCUGAAUGAAACAGUUCAGGAGCAGAUCACAGAGCUGGAGAUGAGGAAUCAGGAGAACAAUCUAGAGCAAGAAGAAGAAAUAUCAGAAGAUAACACAGAGCUGAAUGGAGACAUCCCAGGGGAGAAUGGAAGGGAUUGUGAGUUUGUGGCUGGAGCUCGGCCAAAGAUCAAAGAACAAGUUCAAGGAGGACAGGAAGUAUUUACAGAACAGUCUGAUGAAGUCCUAACAAGGAAUGAAGAAUCAGUUGGGGCAGGCCAAGAUUUUUUCAGAGGCUUUUCUGUAGGACCUCACAAGAAGAUCCUGAGGCAGGCUGGGAGAUCCUGGGAAGAAGUCACAGAGAGAGUGGGAACAGGACAGAGCCAGAUGGCAGAAGAAGACAGCCAAGGCCAAGAGGCAGGCCUAAAGCUAGUCAGAGACCUGUUGGCAGUUGUCACCAGGUCUGACCUUCCACUUGAGGAAAAGUUGGAGUUGGAAUUCGUGACCCUUCAGUUUAUGAUGGGAGGCAACGUGCAUUUGCUUGGGGAAUUGCAAAGCCAGGCGGUGGUGGAGAACUUCCGACAGGAAGUGUUUGCAAAAUUCCCUAUACCAGCUUUCCAUGUGACCAGCUCAGUGAUCUGUUGUGAUCAAGCUGCCAGCCAGUGGCCUGACAGGUCUCAGCUCUUGAAUGAAAAUGGCUGUUCCAGACAACAAGAAAGAAUCUACUCCCAGCUCAUCUUCUUCCUGUGCAGAGCCCCUUUCCUUAAAUCUUGGGACCAACUGGAUCGACUGGCUGAAAUGCUACACAAGCUGAAGAACUGCAUCUAUUACAACCCAGUGGCCUUGGUUGGAGUCAUUGUGCAAGUGGAUCCAGACCCAGGAUUGGAUGCAGAACAGGAGGCCCGGGCACGGCGCUGGCUGAGAUGCUUGCUAGAUGGGUUCUUUUGCUGUGAUUUGUUGUUAGACCACGAUGGGACAGAACCAGAAGUUCAGGUCCAGGUAGCAGUCUAUCAGUCAGGCCAACCCGAAAGAGCUUUAGAAGUCAAGAGAGCAGCUUGUCAGGCAAUUCGAGCAGCCCUGAAGUUCUGAAUGGGCACAACGAAUGACCACUCUGAUCACAUGAGAUCUCCAGUAAUGUGCAAGAUCUCACCAUCCCUGGAACAUCAUUUAAAAUUCAGAUUAUUCCCUCCAAAUUUUCUCUGUGUGUUCUUUGAUUUUGGAAUUGUUUACACCAAUAUGAAAAUGUCUCAACAUGUGGCAGCAUUAGGCUGUUCUUGUCUGGGUCAGACCUGUUUAAAGAUUAAAGGAAAGACCCAGGUAUUCCAAAGCUGGAGGCUGGUUUGGGAAGUGUCCAUCCAUCCAUCCAUCCAUCCACAAAAACGGUAGUAAGCAAUUUCUGUAUUGUUGCCAAAAAAACUUCAUGGAAACUCACUUGGCAACAAGUUUGACUCGAAAAAGCCUUUACUUUUAGUAUGAAAAAGCCUAGCUCUUGAUACCCCAGGAAGAAAGGAGAGAAGAAAUUUAAGGUCAGAGCAGUAGAUGCUUUGAUAAAGUCAGUCAAGAUAUACAAAAUUCAAAAUUGAGAUAAGAAAUACAGGUAGUCCU